Molecule: messenger RNA, 611 nt
Organism: Capsella rubella
Lineage: Eukaryota; Viridiplantae; Streptophyta; Magnoliopsida; Brassicales; Brassicaceae
Product: 60S acidic ribosomal protein P2-5
Exons: 1
Coding region: 67-411 (114 amino acids)
Biological process (GO): cytoplasmic translational elongation
Cellular component (GO): cytosolic large ribosomal subunit; ribosome
Molecular function (GO): structural constituent of ribosome
Source: RefSeq, a predicted model, not a curated record
ACCGCAGUCGAUUUGCUUCUUUCAUUUUUAUCGCAGGAAAGACAAAGAGAGAGACAGAGAGAAACGAUGAAGGUUGUUGCAGCGUUCCUCCUUGCCAAACUCGGCGGCAAUGAGAACCCAUCCGUUGAUGAUCUGAAGAAGAUCUUCGAAUCUGUUGGUGCAGAGAUCGACCAAGAGAAGAUAGAUCUCUUCUUCUCUCUUAUCAAAGAUCGUGAUGUGACUGAGCUUAUCGCUGUUGGACGAGAGAAGAUGGCUGCUCUAUCUUCCGGUGGUCCUGCUGUUGCGGUUGCUUCCGGAGGAGGAGGUGGUGCUGCUCCUGCCGCAGAGCCUAAGGCGGCUGAGUCUAAGAAGAAGGAAGAGGAGAAAGAGGAAUCAGAAGACGACGGUGGAAUGAUGAGUCUCUUCGACUAAUCUUAUCUUGUUUCGAUCUGCGUAUUAUCUUAUCGUUUUUUGGUUAUGUCAUUUUCUUGAUUAGGGUUUCUGGAUUUUGUGGUUUCCAUUGAUUAUUAUCGUCUUUGGUUACUUGAGUUUGGUUCGAAUAAAUGAUUUUUGUUUCUGAUGAAGAUUGUUUUGUUCUCGUUAAACGUUUAUGCAUUUUACAGUGGAUGCCA